Schizosaccharomyces osmophilus is the source of this 1752-nucleotide messenger RNA. It is a transcript of the gene mik1, whose product is annotated as M phase inhibitor protein kinase Mik1. The transcript has 2 exons. Gene Ontology annotation, molecular function: protein kinase activity; ATP binding. The record is from RefSeq and is a predicted model, not a curated record. Bases 1 to 1752 code for a protein of 583 amino acids. NCBI's taxonomy places the organism in Eukaryota, Fungi, Ascomycota, Schizosaccharomycetes, Schizosaccharomycetales, Schizosaccharomycetaceae. Gene Ontology annotation, biological process: protein phosphorylation.
AUGGAUUCUGUUUCUAUGACACCUAGUACACCAACGCGUUCAUCGUUUUCUUCCUUAGAUGACCAUGCACGGAAAAGGCGACUGUUUUCUGGGAAUGAAAGCAUCAUUAGUGAUUCAAUGUCCAAUGAGUCCUACUCACCUCAAUCGCAAAUCAACAAUGCUUCCGCAUUCGAAGACAGUCCACAUACGCCAUUGAUGAAUCCUAAGAAAAAUGUGCGCUUAUCUACUACUUUACGACGUGGAUUGUUCUCUCGAAUGGAUGUCGACGAAAAAAAACCACCGGGACUCCUUCCUAGUCUUUUAGACUGUAAAAGAAAAGAUAGUGAUCAACGUCAAGAGAAUAUAACACCUUUAGAUAAAAAUCAUACAAAUUUUUCUGGUGCACUUAGUACAGGGCUCUUGUCGAAACGCGAAAAACAAAUGUUAUGGGAAAUCAAUUCAACUAACCCAAAAAGCGAACAACCUCACACACCCUGUAAACGCAUUUCUCAUAUGAGCAGUGGUUACCCAGAAUCCCCAACGUCCCCUUCUUCCCUACUACUUCGCAGGAAGUGCCCUGGUCCUGAUUUUUUGCAAUGCUUGAAGUCCGAAAAGUCGGCAUCUGAGGAUUUGGAAGACAGCAUGGAUAUGCUACCAUUGCCAACAUUUUCUUGUAGCCCUGAUGAGUACAUGAGUACUUAUAAUACGCCAACUAAGUCUCAAUCUAUUUUUCUACAUACUCCCCCUACGACAAGUUGGAAAGAAGAUGAGGACGAAGAUGAAGAUGAAUCGUCAUCGCUGAGUUGGACACCUACAAGUCCAAACCUCUUUAGUACAAUGAGUCAUGAUGAGUUUAAUGAUGUCGACCGCUGUACCGAAAUGCUGUAUGGCCGAUUUUGCCAGGUGAAAUUGUUGCGCGAAAGUGAUUUCUCUUAUGUUUACAAGGUUUCAAAAAUGGCUGAAGAUUUUUCGAUUGUGAAAAUUGUGAAGAGAAAAGGUAAUAGCACGAAGGAAACUAUGCGACAAAUUCAGGAAGCCAAUAUUCUGAAUCAGGUGCGCGACUCUCCGCGCAUUGUGAACAUGGUCGACUUUUGGGAACAUAAAGAUCAACUUUUUCUUCAACUAGAAUAUUGCGAAAAUGGUGAUUUAGGCACAUUUUUAACGGAACUGGGUUUAAUGCAAGUACUCGAUUCGUUCCGUGUUUGGAAAAUUCUAUUACAGUUGGGCCAGGGUUUAUUCUACUUGCAUAGGCUCGGAGUUGUGCAUCUAGACGUGAAGCCUUCGAAUGUGCUUAUUACCCGCGAAGGAAAUCUAAAAAUUUCCGACUUUGGUUUAUCUUCAAGUCUUCCAGUUUCUUCAUUGUCAGACUUGGAGGGGGACAGGAUGUACAUAGCACCGGAAGUAUUAAUGAUGCAUGCUUAUGAUAAACCGGCCGAUAUUUUUUCUUUGGGCCUUAGCAUGAUUGAGGCAGCGACCAACGUGGUUCUUCCAGACAACGGUCUCGAAUGGCAGCGAUUACGCUCAGCCGAUUUUUCUGAUUUGCCAAAGUUAACACAGUUCCUGACACCCCAGGAACAGAUGUUACUGUCGAAAACGGCUUGUGCUGAGUCUCUUGAAAAAAUGCUUUAUAGAAUGAUAGCACCAGAUCCAGAAGAUCGAAUCACUGCUGAACAGCUGCUAAGCACGGAUGAAAUCGGGUAUGUGCAUGAACAAUCAAAAUUACCAGCGAUCAUUUUUGAAGAUCGUUCUUCCUGGCUGGAAACCACUCUUUAG